AUGAGUUUUCUUGUAACCUUCAGGCCCGCGUUCUUCAACUCGUGGGGAAAGGCGACUGCGGCCGCUCAGUCUCCCGUCAGGCGCACGUCGCUGGUCGAGAGCCUGCUACAAUUGUACAAGAACCAGGCUGUGUUGCUAUGUCUGGAGAACCCAAUAGAGAACGACAAAAUUAGAGGGUAUUAUCUUGAUUUGGGCAAGAAGUACGAAGAGAGCCACGCGAGACUGGAACAGGCGUCCAAGAUGGCCGAGUUCCGGUUUGUCAACUACUUGAAAGACGAACUGUAUGUGCGUUCUGAAGAGCUGGCACAAAUUGCUACCAAGCCGUCAAAAGACGACCUUUCCUGGUUGAAAGACCACUACACCCCGAAAAUCCACUCGUUCCUGGAACGGUACCAUUUUGAACGCAUCGAAACAACAUUCAAACUCAGCAACUACCUGCAUAACGACUCGCUAGUGCAGACCAUUGGUGCGCGCCAACUGGUCGACAACGCCUUAAAAUACACCCAGGACGUGCUCCAACUGAACGACUACCCGGUUCCGCAGAUCAUCGUCAACUCGAGCUCGGACUCGGCACAGCUUCAUUGUGUUGCUCCGCAAGUCCAGCACGUGCUAUUCGAGAUCCUCAAAAACUCCGCCAUCCCGGCCCUUCGCACCAACACCCCCAUCACACUCAACAUAUACCAAGACAACGGGUCCACGGUGAUCAAGAUCUCUGAUCAUGGCGGGGGAAUGACGCCAGAAAUUGCAUACAAGAUCUGGCAGUUCCACUUCACCACUGCCAAAGAACAGAAUAAGGACGAGGUCAACGGGUUCGGAAUGGGCAUACCGCUGUGCGCACUGCUCACGAAAUUCAACAAGGGCAAGCUCGACAUCGUCAACCGACUUGGCGAUGGAAUCGACGUGCUUGUCAAGCUGCCUGUCGCGUGA
This is a messenger RNA of Ogataea philodendri, 927 nucleotides long. RefSeq lists its product as uncharacterized. Lineage: Eukaryota; Fungi; Ascomycota; Pichiomycetes; Pichiales; Pichiaceae. Gene Ontology annotation, biological process: protein phosphorylation; regulation of glucose metabolic process. Gene Ontology annotation, cellular component: mitochondrion. The coding region runs from base 1 to 927 and encodes 308 amino acids. The record is from RefSeq and is a predicted model, not a curated record. The transcript has a single exon. Gene Ontology annotation, molecular function: pyruvate dehydrogenase (acetyl-transferring) kinase activity.